This is a messenger RNA of Oncorhynchus tshawytscha (Chinook salmon), 1369 nucleotides long. RefSeq names its product ecto-ADP-ribosyltransferase 5-like. Bases 1 to 1113 code for a protein of 370 amino acids. Lineage: Eukaryota; Metazoa; Chordata; Actinopteri; Salmoniformes; Salmonidae. The record is from RefSeq and is a predicted model, not a curated record. The transcript has 2 exons. Gene Ontology annotation, molecular function: NAD+-protein-arginine ADP-ribosyltransferase activity; NAD+ poly-ADP-ribosyltransferase activity.
AUGGAGAAACUCAGAAUGGAGGGAUUCAAGAUGGAGGGAUUCAAUAUGGAGGGAUUCAAGAUGGAGCGAUUCAAGAUGGAGGGAUUCAAGAUGGAGGGAUUCAAGAUGGAGCGAUUCAAGAUGGAGGGAUUCAAUAUGGAGGGAUUCAAGAUGGAGGGAUGCAAGAUGGAGGGAUUCAAGAUGGAGGGAUUCAAGAUGGAGGGAUUCAAGAUGGAGGGAUUCAAGAUGGAGGGAUUCAAGAUGGAGGGAUUCAAGAUGGAGGGAUUCAAGAUGGAGGGAUACUUACAGCUGUCUCUCAUCAUAAUAAUAAUAUCUGCAUUUUCUUGUUUCACACCUGUUUCUCUAUUUGUCUUCCAUUCACUAAAGGUCAGUCUCCCUCUGCAUGAUCCAAAAUCCAACUUCCCCUUAGACAUGGCUCCAGACUCUGUUGAUGACUCCUACAAGGGCUGUGAGGAGAAGAUGCUCAGGAAGGUGCAUGACUAUUACCUGCCAAAAGAGAGAGGAGAGAACAAAGAUUUCAACCAGGCUUGGACUGCUGCUGAGGACCAUUACACAAAAAAAGGAAAACUGUCUAAAAACUAUUCCCUGGCAAUCCAGGUGUAUGUGAAUGCAACAUCCAACGUUUACAAGUCAUUCAACGCUGCCACUCGUACCCAAAAGGAGAGCUACAAAACUGUGUUCCAGUACCACUCCCUGCACUUCCUUCUGGCCAAUGCCUUACGAAUGCUGAACAAGAACAAGAACAACAAGAACAAGACUUUCCAAACCUUCCGUGGAUCUAAAGACUCUUUCGAGGGUGUCCAAUAUGAUGAAAUGCGAUUCGGACAGUUCACAUCGAGCUCUUUAGACCAGAAAAUCACUAAACACUUUGGAAAUCGCUCCUGUUUUGAGAUCGCCACCUACCUUGGUGCCCCACUGGGGGAGUACGCAUCUCAGAUGGCUCAUGAGAAGGAGGUGCUGAUUCCUCCCUACGAGGUGUUCAAAAUUACAGAGGUGCUGAAGAGAACAGACAAGAAAGACCUCUGGUGUGAUGUUGUUUACAAACUGGAGAGUACUAAGAAAGAAAAAAGUGACCUGAAUUGCAGUUUGUUUAAACAACUCCAAGGAGAAUAAAAUUAAACCAGCAACACAGCUUUUCUGCAUGCUGUCAAAUUAUGACAUUUUGUGUUGUAUUGUAGAUUAUAUUGUAACCCUUGGUUUCACCAUCCAUUGUUGCUCACUCCCACAAAUGCAGGAAAUAUGAUUGUCAGAUCUGUCCUAAACAUAAAUGUUGGCCACAUUGUUUGCUUAGAUUGUUAAGAUUUCUUCUGCCAGUGAAUUGGCGUGUGUGCAUUGCAGUUUUUGUUAAAACCAAUAAAGAAAAGCAUUC